Molecule: messenger RNA, 303 nt
Organism: Penicillium hordei
Lineage: Eukaryota; Fungi; Ascomycota; Eurotiomycetes; Eurotiales; Aspergillaceae
Exons: 1
Coding region: 1-303 (100 amino acids)
Source: RefSeq, a predicted model, not a curated record
AUGAGGGAUCCCACUACCGAUAUGGAACAAAACUCACAGCAAACGACCAACGGGUCGACGGCCUCGCGUCGCAAUCCGAAUAAAUCGGUUCGCGUCGCAUUUGGUCCCGAGUUAGAGACUACGAUUCCCACCCGUGAAAGAUCUCCAGCUCCGUUGAGUGGCCAUCAUCGCUCGCUCACAGAAGUUGAACACAAGCAACCCACACUGACGCCACACGGGCGCCCAACCAGCUCAUCGGGAGACAACAGUGCCGUCGGAGAGAUCCCGCCCCGCCGCCCAUCGCCUCGGAGAUCGGGAGAGUAG